AGAAAAUCCUAUUUUGUUAAAUGCGUUGAACAACACCAAUUUCUUUUAAGGUUUGUCAAGAAGACGAAUAAAAUAUUUAAUAUAGCUUUCGUGAUUCAAUUUAGCGCGAGCAUAGUAUGCAUUUGCAUAGCAAACAUGAUGCUAGUGCAAUCAACUGGGAAUCAGUUGUACACGCCAUUCGUAUUCAUGGUGUCUUAUCUGAACGAAUUGCUAAUUUAUUGCUUUACCAGCAACAUGUUAAGUUAUGAGGCGGAAUUGUUGCCAGAGUUUAUUUACCGAUCGAACUGGAAAAGUUUAGAAAAUAAAGAAACGAGAAGAGAUGUCAUGUUUCUUUUAAUGCACUCUCAAAGGCCACUCCAAAUGACGGUUAUGAGCCUUUACGAAGUAAAUAUGACGUCUUAUUUAAAGAUAAUAAGACUUUCGUUUUCAUUUUACACAUUUUUAACCACUGUUAUAAGCAAGUAGACAGCUCUUUAUGUAUGGAAAACCCAGAUGAAAUUGUUGUUU
Phyllotreta striolata is the source of this 507-nucleotide messenger RNA. The record is from the annotation of a GenBank genome assembly. Lineage: Eukaryota; Metazoa; Arthropoda; Insecta; Coleoptera; Chrysomelidae.